Cuscuta europaea is the source of this 2206-nucleotide messenger RNA. The record is from the annotation of a GenBank genome assembly. Lineage: Eukaryota; Viridiplantae; Streptophyta; Magnoliopsida; Solanales; Convolvulaceae.
CGAACAGCCAUUCCUACAUUACCGGCUUCCUCCAGCUCUGCAAGUCUCGGGGGGUGACACCUAGCCUGGACCUCUUCUUCCAGAGCUUCAAUCUGUGCCGGGGGGGGGAUGCGAAUGCCGAGGGCUUCGCAAACUUGCAGCAGGUGGCAAUGUUCAAGCUCUUCACUGAGGCGCCCUCCUCGAACAAGGGGUGGAAGGACCGGUGGUGCUACGUGAAGCUGACCGAGAGCCCCUUCCCGAGGGCGUUGCGUGACCGUUUCAGGAGGCACGAGAAGAGGAGGAGCGCCACCCUCGAGAAAGACGGCAGGAUUCUGGCCACGAUCCCGGAGGGCCGGGACAAAAAUAUUACCAUUAAGGAGUGCACCAAGGAGGAAGAUCUCUACACCCUCGGGUUCCGGCGGUAUCGCUUCCUGGGGGAAACAGAUGAGAAGUUCCCGGUGUUUGAGGGAGCCUCCGGAGGUAGUGGCUGAGGGCACCCUCAUUUUCAUAUCUUAGCACAUAGUUUAUCUGUUUGUUCUUUUAUUUCUUGUGCCUUCUGUUAGUAACCCCUCGAUUUUAACCCCAUACUAUUUUUGCAGGUAUCCCAGUGAAUAUGAUGAACGUCAAAGGCCUUGCUCGAUUCAAGAACAAACCGACCAAGGAUCCGAAGGGGUCGGACGCGGGCGGCCAAAAGCCCGUCGGUGCAUUUUUCAAGAAGCCCGAGGGCGAUGCUGCUGCCGCGAAGAGGAAAACAACGGCAAAGGAAUCCCCCCCGGCUAGCAAGAAAUCGAAGAAGGGGGACACCACGAAGAAGGACCCCCCGGUGGUGAUUGUGGAUGAUUGCCCCGCCUCCGGGGUGCACGAGGAGAUGCCAGUGGCGAAGGUGCCGGGGGGUGUCCAGGAGCCAUCUCUCGAGGUCCUUACGCUCUCCCUCCCGGCUGGUACGGCCGUGUUGAAUGGCACAGCUGACCCGAGGGCGCUUCUGAGAGGUAUAACCCUCGAUAUUGACAGGGCAGCCCUCGGGGCUGAUGAUGACCAAGCCCUCGAGGACAGGAUCCUCCGGUCUUCCCUCACGACCUGCAUUGCCCUCGGAGAGCAGGCCCGACGGCUGGAGGAAUGGCGUCUCCACAAAGCUGGGCAAGACGCAAAGAUGAAGGAGCUCAUUCUCAAGGACUCCAAGGCCACGAAGCUGAUGGCCCAGCUCGAAGAGGACCUCCAGCUUGCGAGAGCGGAGGCCGAAAGGCUUAGGGAGGAGAAAGCCAAAGCUGAGGAGGCUGCUGCGGAGGCCGCAAAGAAAGCCGCCGAGGAGGCUGAGGCCGUCAGAGCGAAGGCUGUCGUCACAGCCCGGAAGGAGGCCAUCUCCGGGUUCCUGGAUGGGGGGUGGAAGGCCGAGGGACACAAGGAGUGGGUGUCCUCGGUUGUGGAGGCCUCAGUUGAUGAGUGGUGCGAGGGCCCGGGUGAGGAAUGGAUGGCCCGAAAGGGCAAACAAUAUUAUGAUGGGGGUGAGUUUUUCACCCAAGCCCUCAUCUAUCGGAGGAUGGCUCGCCACUUGAAAAUUGAGCCGAAGGACUUCGACCCGGCGGCAUACGGGCUUCCCCCUGCAGCCAGACGUCCGUGUCCCUCUCCCCUCCGAUGUCGAGAGGCCAGACCUGGAGGACACCGAGCUCCGGAAGGAAGCCGAGGGUGACGAACCUGAGGCCGAUGCAGAGGUCACUUCGAAGCCAUCGGAGGAGGCGGCCCCCGGGAAUGAUGUUGUUGAUUUGUAAUCUGUACUUAGUAAAUAUUUGGGACUUACUUUGUAAUGGUCGCAUUUGUAUGCUUCCGGCCCUGGCCAUCGUUGUAACAAUUACAUUUACUCUUCUUUUUGAUGGAUGAAUGUUAGCCCUCGGGCCUUGCGUAUUUGACUUGUUUUCUUUAAUUUAUUUCCUCUCGAAUGUAUGUCGUCGUUUUCUCUUGAAUGUAUGCCUUCGCCCUUCUUUAAUGUAUGUUUAGGACUUUAGAAUAUUUUCUUCCAAGUGCGGUGCCCCUUGUAGCCCUCGGCUAUUAGAAAUCUUUAGUCAGUUGAACCUUUCACCGAGGGGACAAUGUUCAGGACUUAGAAAUAUUUUCUAAGUGUUUGAAUACAGUUUUUAGCCUUCGGUAGUUGGGCACCCCUCGCUGGAUAUAUGACCGAGGGCCCAGCAAUAGUUAGGACUUAGAAAAUAUUUCUAAGUGUAGUCUCACCAAG